Puccinia triticina is the source of this 1791-nucleotide messenger RNA. RefSeq lists its product as uncharacterized. The transcript has 4 exons. The coding region runs from base 1 to 1791 and encodes 596 amino acids. NCBI's taxonomy places the organism in Eukaryota, Fungi, Basidiomycota, Pucciniomycetes, Pucciniales, Pucciniaceae. The record is from RefSeq and is a predicted model, not a curated record.
AUGCAGGGUCGGCAUUGCGCUUUACUUUUGCUGUCCGUUUGGGGUUAUGCCCUAGUCUCUUGUAACGACUUUGAUCCAGUGAUCCAACCACUUGACGACCGGUCUGGCAGUACCUUUGACUUCAUAACACUAUCGGGACCAGAGGACUAUGUUGCCGAGCCUCUGUCACUGUUUCCGAUCUCUAGUGGGGGGGCGAAAGACGGCCUGAAACGAGAUGAAGGCCGUGUUCCAACCAGUUCAAGACCAAUCACCCUCGGCAAAAACCGUGCAGACGAGUAUCGUCAAGAUCUUUCCGCCAACAAUGAAGAGCAGUCCACCGGUAACCAGCUUCUGUCACUGUUUCCCCUCGCUCCUGGGGGAGCGAAAGCCGAGCGCGAACGAGGCUGCAACCCUCUCGCUGGGGAAGGCCAUCUUACAAACGGUCUAGGACCAAUCAUCCUCGCCGAAAAACAUGAAGACAAUAAUUUUCAAGUUCUUCUCGACGAUAAUGACCAGCAGUCAACCCAUAACGAGCCGAUGAGAGGAAAAGACAGCCAGAAAAAAGUUUGCGACAAUCUCGCUGAGGAAGGCCAUGUUCCGAAUCGUCGGGGACCAAUCAACACCGGCAAACAACAUGCAGAAGAUCUUUUCACCAACAACCAACAGCAUGGAACCUCUGAAGUAGCUGCCAUCGUCACGGGGGGAGGAACGAACAGUAGGAAACGAGAUCGGAAUAUUCUUUCUCAGGAAAACCAUGCUCUAAACCGUCCAAGACCAAUUGAACUCCAUGACAAUGUUUGGUCAUACCCUCAACAUUUCCUUUCCAACAAUAGACGAAACCCUUAUGCAAACCGCGAAUUUCCGAUCUCGACAAGGAUGAAUUCACAAAAUCACGAAGGGCCAGGCUCGGUAUCUCGGAAAGCACCUGCGCCUCGGGAUUUGCUAGCUGAAACGUCUUUCCGUGAUUCUGAAAAGACCACAUUUGAUCCGCGUUUGGGCUCUCCCUCUGAGCAAGCAAAAUUUUGGAACAAAUUGUCAAAGCGAUCUCUAGAGUGGACACCACCAACAAUUAGCGAGGGAGCUAAGCUUGCUGCACAUUUCAUGGCGAUUCACUUUCAACGAGCCCUGUCAAACAUUCCCGGGAGUUUUGUAUUGGAAUAUUUACACCAAUCAAAUCAGAUCUUGAUUCCGUUUGCCUACAGAUUAUUGAUGAAACCGCUUAAGACUGAGAACUGGGCAAGGAUCCUUCUGGUAUGGCGUAACCUAUGGAUUGAGGAAACGGAUAGUAUUGCAACUAGAAUUAGAAGGCAAUCACUCGGUGAAGUCUUGAAGAAGUUCCUUUGGAUCUCGAAUUUCAUCUGUGAAUCGACACUGCCUGAAUUAUUUCGAACAAACUUGGUAUCGGUAAUCAAUGGCAAUCGGCAAACCGACAUGGACUACUUGAGAAAACUCCUAGUUCAGGAAUGCUACGAAGGAAAUCAAAAUUUGGUCGAAGCUGCGUCGUGGGAAUCAAAGCCUUCAGUCUGGAGCUUGGUACUGACUGAAUUGAAGACGCAAGCAUUUCCAAUCACUCCCAAACCUGAGGAUAUUGCGAAAGUAGUCCAGGACUUGGAGCCAACGUAUCUCUUCGGCGAAGCCACCUGGGGUCAUAUAGUUGGGACAUCAGAUCAACUGCUACCUAUAAGCAGACCAUGCUGCCACCUCAUCAAAUUACCCGGAGGACUCAAGACAGAGCUUAAAAAUCUCUUUGAAUGCACUGGAUUUGAUCAUUUAGCGGACCUUCAAUCGGAUUUUGGCUCCUUCAAUACAUAA